Orbilia oligospora ATCC 24927 is the source of this 717-nucleotide messenger RNA. RefSeq lists its product as uncharacterized. Gene Ontology annotation, biological process: N-terminal peptidyl-glutamic acid acetylation. NCBI's taxonomy places the organism in Eukaryota, Fungi, Ascomycota, Orbiliomycetes, Orbiliales, Orbiliaceae. Bases 1 to 717 code for a protein of 238 amino acids. Gene Ontology annotation, cellular component: NatA complex. Gene Ontology annotation, molecular function: protein N-terminal-serine acetyltransferase activity; protein-N-terminal-glutamate acetyltransferase activity. The record is from RefSeq and is a predicted model, not a curated record. The transcript is spliced from 2 exons.
AUGGACAUCGUAAUGCUCCACCCCUCCCACAUCCCCCACGUCCAAACCUGCAACAUCACAAACCUCCCCGAAAACUAUUUCGCAAAAUACUACCUCUACCACGCCUUAACCUGGCCUCAACUUUCAUACGUCGCCAUCGACCUCUCAAAACCUCCAAAAUCCCCUCAUGAUCCCCCCAAAAUCGUAGGAUACGUAUUAGCAAAGAUGGAAGAAGAACCACUCGAUGGUAUCCCUCACGGUCAUAUUACCUCUCUAUCCGUCAUGAGAACUCAUAGACGGUUGGGACUUGCUGAGAAACUUAUGAGGCAGAGUCAAAAAGCAAUGGUCGAAACCUUCGGCGCAAAAUACGUCUCCCUCCACGUCCGCGUCUCCAACAAAGCAGCCUUAAGACUCUACAAAGACACCCUCCAGUUCGAAGUCGAAAAAGUCGAAUCAAAAUACUACGCCGACGGCGAAGACGCCUACUCCAUGAAACAAAACCUCGAUUUCAUCUGGGACGGCGUGAAAAAGGAAGAAGCCUUAUAUAAAAAGGACGACAAAAAGGGUGACGCAGAAACUGGUGAAGGCGCCGGUGAUGAAGAUGAAGGUGAUCCAGUCGGUGACGAGGGACAGGAAGAUAAAAAACCAAAGGAGGUCAUGCGGAAAGUUAAGAUUGGAAGAGCGUUAGGUGUCAGCGAUCUUGUCGAGAAGGUCGAGCAGCCCAAGGCAUCAUCAUAA